This is a messenger RNA of Penaeus vannamei (Pacific white shrimp), 1650 nucleotides long. NCBI's taxonomy places the organism in Eukaryota, Metazoa, Arthropoda, Malacostraca, Decapoda, Penaeidae. The record is from RefSeq and is a predicted model, not a curated record.
AUGAGGAGGUCGAGUCUGCUGGAAGAUGAAGACAGAAUCUUGAAACUGCUAUUCGGAAUACAUGAUUUUAGUGAAGCUUGUAGUGAAGUCAUGGCAGCAAUCCGAAACAGAACGGACGAGAGAAUCAUAAUAAGUGAAGAACGGGCGCGACAGUCCUUGAGGCGGGGAAGGGCUGGCAAGGCCACGGGGCCAGACGGUGCGCCAGCCAAGGCACUCGAGCGUUGUGCCGGACACCUGGCGCCAAUGCCACGGCAACUUUUCCAGGCCUCUAUAGAUCAAGGGGUUGUGCCGGUCCAAUGGAAAGCAUCGGAAAUAAAGCCCAUUGAUAAGGUGUCUUCCCCCAGGUUGCUCGAUGACUUUAGGCCUGUCGUAUUUAACCUCCAGUGUCAUGAAAUGGCUGGAAGAUAUUUUGAGAGACUGUCUGUACCUCAGUGUACCAUGUUUAACAACUUCGAGUCUGACAUAAUUGUCACCAACACAGGGGUUCCUCAGGGAUGCGCCAUGUCUCGGGUCUUGUUCACCUUGUUCACCAAAUGGAAAGAAGGUAUAAAUCCAUUGCCAACCACAAUGCAGAGAAAGAUCUUUUUAAAGAUAAUAUUGAUGGGGAUUGCAAUGUCUCUUUUUAUCUAUUCAACGGUUCCUUCCAGACAGUUUUUUCUGUCGCCAUGGAACGUCAGUUCCUCCCACAGUCUGGAAGCGACGGGGAUUCCCCUGACCAGUGAGGCGCGAUGCUCUCCUCAUAAUCACGUGAUGUUUAUCAAGACUCAUAAAUGUGGCUCUUCCACGCUGCAGAAUAUUUUCCUGCGUUAUGGCUACAAGAACGAUCUCAUCUUUGCUUUACCCGAAAAACAUAACUUAUUAGGGUAUCCUUAUGGUUUUAAGGUGAACACACGAUCACUGGAAUUCACAACCCCGCAGCCGAGCCUGAUCCCCCGGCGCCUCCUUCCGCCCGAGGGCAAGGCGGACAUCUUCGCCCUCCACACCCGCGUCGCCUUCGAGGAGCAGAUGAAGGUCCUGCACAGCGACGCCCGCUGGGUCACCGUCCUUCGGGAGCCGGCCAGUCAGUUCGAGUCCUUCUACAACUACUUCAAUCUCAAGAUGUACUUCAAGAAGGAUCUUGCGGAGUUCAAGGACAUCCCAGUUGCCAACAUCUCCCUUCCCAGGUACAGGGGCUUCUUCGGCAAGAACCAGAUGACCUUCGUGAUGGGUUACCCAGACUCCAUCUCCGGCGAACCCCUGCACCAGGCUGUUGAGGAGCUCGACCGACUCUUCGACCUGGUGCUGAUCUACGAGCACUGGGACGAGUCUCUGAUCCUGCUGCGCCACCUGCUGUGCUGGAGCCUCCACGACGUGGUUGCCUUCAAGAAGAACAGUCGCGGCAGGAGAAAGAAGCUCGCCCUGGACCCCGAGAUGCGAAGGACGCUCCGGGAGCUGAACUACGCAGACGUCGAGCUCUACGAACACUUCCUGGCCAAGCACCGUCGCGAAGUGCUUGCGUUCGGGGUUGACAGGAUGGCCAAGGAAGUCCUUUCGCUCGGGAACCUCCGGGACGAGUACAGCCGCCAUUGCGCAGCGAGGAAGGAGGCGAAGAGGGAAGCUCCGGAAGGAAGCGAGAAAGGAACCCAAGCAAAGGGAUCUGGGGACACGCUG